This is a messenger RNA of Ascochyta rabiei, 576 nucleotides long. Its product is annotated as S-(hydroxymethyl)glutathione synthase. The coding region runs from base 1 to 576 and encodes 191 amino acids. Gene Ontology annotation, molecular function: S-(hydroxymethyl)glutathione synthase activity; zinc ion binding. The transcript has a single exon. Gene Ontology annotation, biological process: formaldehyde catabolic process. The record is from RefSeq and is a predicted model, not a curated record. Lineage: Eukaryota; Fungi; Ascomycota; Dothideomycetes; Pleosporales; Didymellaceae.
AUGGCACCAUCAAUUCACCCAUCUGUCGAUAACGGCAUUAAGAAGGGCGACUCGGACUUCGCUGGCGGAAAGCUGUAUUGCCAUUGCCCCAACAAUAAGGUCGAAGUGACUCUUGGCUCGAACGUCGCUCACAAUCACGCCUGCGGAUGCUCGAAAUGCUGGAAGCCCUCCGGAGCACUAUUCUCUGUCGUCGGUGUCAUUCCCACUGAUAAAGUCAACGUGACCGCCAACGGCGACAAAAUCACCAUCGUCGACGAGACCGCCGCCAUCCAGCGCAAUGCAUGCAGAGAGUGCGGUGUGCAUUUGUACGGUCGCAUCGUCAACGAACAUCCUUUCAAGGGCCUGGACUUUGUGCAUACCGAGCUCAGCGACACCAAGGGUUGGCAGGAGCCUCAAUUCGCUGCGUUCGUGUCGAGUAUCAUCGAGCAGGGGUUCCAUCCUAAGGGAAUGGACGAGAUUCGCCAGAAGUUCAAGAAGGAGGGUCUCGAGACGUACGACGUGCUCAGCCCAGCACUGAUGGACCUUAUUGCGACACACACUGCUCAGCAAAGCGGAAAGCUGCCGGCGAAGUUGUAG